GCACAAGCGGAGCACCGCUCUCUCCUUCCUCCUCGGGAGGAGGAACCACGUGCAUCUCCACACACACACCCCAGAGAUGCUCCAUUUGGGAGACCCACUUCAACCCCCCCCCCAAAGAAGCAAGGGACCCCUCACUAGAAGCGGAAGCAGGGAAGAAAAAGGCAUCCCUGCCCUGAUUCCUAGAUUUGCUGGCACCUCUGAUUCGCACAGAAAGAACCUGGCAGAAGACCAAGGGAUUCCCUCCGAUCUCUUGGAGGCUUCCUGAGAGCCCAGAUGGAGGAGCAAGACUCAGCUGGCCCUGAAGUGGGAAGAGACCAUGAUAUGCAAACUGGGAGAAGUGGGGGAUUCUGGGAAAACUCCAUGCAAAGGAUCCUGGGUGAGGAAGACACUCUUUGCUCCAAUGUGCAGAGCCAGCAGCUCAGGCAGUUCUGCUACCAGGAGGCCAAAGGACCCCGAGAGGUUUGCAGCCGACUCUACCGCCUUUUCCGUCAGUGGCUGAAGCCAGAAAGGCACACGAAAGCUGAGAUGCUGGACCUGGUGAUCUUGGAGCAGUUCCUGGCUGUCCUUCCCCCGGAGAUGGAGAGCUGGGUGAGGGAAUGUGGAGCAGAGACCAGUUCCCAGGCAGUGGCCCUGGCUGAAGAUUUCCUCCUGAGUCAGGCAGAGGAGAGGAAGCAGGAAGAGAGAAAGCAGGGAAAGAAUCUGCUUAUAGAAAUGGGCCCCGAUUCCUCUGAGGCAGAGAGGACUCUGUUGGACACCAGAGAGAGACCACUGGGUGAGGGAACAAUGGCAUCAAGACCUCCUCCUCCCUCUUUUCAUGGUGGCAAAGGGGAAGCAGCGGCUGUGGAACCAGAUCAGGCUCCAGUGUGCUUUGACGAUGUCGCUGUUUGUUUCUCGGACGAUGAAUGGGCGUUGCUGGAUCCUGACCAGAGAGCUCUGCAUAAGGAAGUCAUGGAGGAGAAUCGUGGGAUCCUGGACUCUCUCGGUGGUGAUGAAUUGGAAACGAAUAAUGGGGGAGACCUUGACAAAAUCCACACAGUGGAGAAUCCAUAUCAAGACUGGGAGUGUGGAGAGAGCUUCAGUCAGAGCUCCCAUUCCAGUCGAAGAAAGCAGAGUGGGAAGAAAGGCUAUCAGUGCUCAGAAUGUGGGAAGAGCUUCAGUCGGAAAAACAGUCUCACUUCCCAUCACAGAAUUCAUACAGGGGAGAAACCCUAUCAGUGCUUGGAAUGUGGAAAGAGCUUCAUUUGGAAAAACAGUUUCAAUUCCCAUCACAGAAUUCAUACAGGGGAGAAACCCUAUCAGUGCAUUGAAUGUGGAAAGAGCUUCAUUCAAAGUGCCAUGCUCUCUUCUCAUCAAAGAAUUCAUACAGGGGAGAAACCCUAUCAGUGCUUGGAAUGUGGAAAGAGCUUCAGUCACAGUAAGAAUCUCAAUUCCCAUCAAAGAAUUCAUACAGGGGUGAAACCUUUUCAAUGCCAUGAAUGUGGAAAGUGCUUUCAUGGAAGAGGAAAUCUCACUUCCCAUCAAAGAAUUCAUACAGGGGAGAAACCCUAUCAGUGCUUGGAAUGUGGAAAGAGUUUCAGUCACAGGGGAAAACUCACUUCCCAUCAAAGAAUUCAUACAGGGGAGAAGCCCUAUCAGUGCUUGGAAUGUGGAAAGAGCUUCAUUUGGAAGGAUAGUCUCACUAUCCAUCAAAGAAUUCAUACAGGGGAGAAACCCUAUCAGUGCUUGGAAUGUGGAAAGAGCUUCAGUCACAGAAAGACUCUCACUUCCCAUCAAAGAAUUCAUACAGGGGUGAAACCUUUUCAAUGCCAUGAAUGUGGAAAGUGCUUUCAUCAAAGCGGAAAUCUCACUUCCCAUCAAAGAAUUCAUACAGGGGAGAAACCCUAUCAGUGCUUGGAAUGUGGAAAGAGCUUCAUUUGGAAGCAUAGUCUCACUAUCCAUCAAAGAAUUCAUACAGGGGAGAAACCCUAUCAGUGCUUGGAAUGUGGAAAGAGCUUCAUUCAAAGUGCCAUGCUCUCUUCCCAUCAAAGAAUUCAUACAGGGGAGAAACACUAUCAGUGCUUGGAAUGUGGAAAGAGUUUCAGUCAGAAGGGAAAACUCACUUCCCAUCAAAGAAUUCAUACAGGGGAGAAACCCUUUCAGUGCUUGGAAUGUGGAAAGAGCUUCCGGGAGAGGGAUAGCCUCUCUUCCCAUCAACGAAUUCAUACAGGGGAAAAACCAGGGGCGUAGCAAGGGGGACGGGCCGCCCCGGAUGCCAUUCUGGGGGGUGUGACACUCGGCAGGCCCCCCACCUCCAGUUCUGACAGCCGCCCCUGCCGCCGCCCCAGAGGCCCUGAUGUUGCCACCAUCCGCCUUCCCUUCACAAUGCUGACGGAGCUGGGAUUGGCCCAAUCAGCGUGGCGCGGCAAGGCCGCCUCCAAACCUCGCCGACCAAUGAGGUGUUGGGGGAGUGUCAUUGCAAUAGUUGUAUAGGAUUAUUAUUUGGGGAGACUUUGAUUAGUAUGUGGGCAAGGAUUGGAAGAAUGUUCUUGUCAUUCAGCAACCGAGCACCAGAUCUAAACCGGUAAAGCCAGAUAUUACAAGUUCCUUUUCUUACUUUCUUUAUAAAUUUGAUUUUUACUUUCCAGAUUUAUACAUUUCAUCCAUUUUACAAUCAUUUUAACAUUUCAAAACUUGACUUCCUCUCUCUGCAGUUCCUUCCAUUUAUUUUUUAAAAUAUCUUCUGCAUAUCCAAAUUCAUUUAAUUGGCUCAUUUCAUUAUCUACUUUAAAAUAUAUACUCUUACGAAACUGCAAAUUAUUACAAUGAUCUUCUCAAUUGUUUUAUCUGUUUAUACUUGAUCUCUAAAUAUUAAA
Molecule: messenger RNA, 2852 nt
Organism: Zootoca vivipara (common lizard)
Lineage: Eukaryota; Metazoa; Chordata; Lepidosauria; Squamata; Lacertidae
Biological process (GO): regulation of DNA-templated transcription
Source: RefSeq, a predicted model, not a curated record